CAGCGCCUCAUUACCGUCAGCGGUUUAUAUGUCUAUGAGCGGCCUGGGGGAGAGCAGUGGACCGAGCGGUGUGUGUGCUGGAGGCGGUGGUGGGCUCCGAGGGAAAGGGAUGAGCGAGGAAUAUUUCGGGAGCGCUGCGGAUUGGGAGGAGCAGGACGGCUCCAUGCAUGAUGAGGAUGAAGGAGAAGGUGAAGAUGAUGCAGAGGUGCAGCAGGAGUGCUUGCAAAAAUUUUCCAGCCGAGAUUACAUAAUGGAGCCACCUAUUUUCAACACACUGAAAAGGUACUUCCAGGCUGGGGGUUCUCCAGAACAUGUCAUCCAGAUGCUUUCUGAGAAUUAUACAGCAGUAGCGCAGACUGUAAACCUGCUGGCAGAGUGGCUGAUUCAGACAGGGGUUGAACCAUCGCACGUUCAGGAGACUGUUGAAAACCAUUUGAAGAAUUUGCUGAUCAAACAUUUUGAUCCUCGGAAAGCUGAUUCCAUCUUCACAGAGGAGGGGGAGACCCCGGCCUGGCUGGAGCAGAUGAUCGCUCAUGUGACUUGGAGAGACCUCUUCUAUAAGCUAGCAGAAGCUCAUCCUGACUGUUUGAUGCUGAACUUUACUGUGAAGCUAAUCUCAGAUGCUGGAUACCAGGGUGAAAUAACCAGUGUGUCGACAGCCUGUCAGCAGUUGGAGGUCUUUUCCCGCGUUCUCCGCACCUCGCUUGCCACGCUUGUUGAUGGAGGUGAAGAACAUCUGGAGAAAAACUUGCCUGAGUUUGCAAAAAUGGUCUGUCAUGGGGAGCAUACAUACUUGUAUGCUCAGUCCAUAAUGUCUGUCUUGGCCCAGGAGGAACAGGGUGGGGCAGCCGUCCGAAGAAUUGCGCAGGAAGUUCAGAGAUAUGCGCACGAGAAAGGCCAUGACGCCAGCCAGAUCACCCUAGCCCUGGGCACAGCUGCAUCCUACCCUCGAGCUUGUCAGGCACUGGGUGCCAUGCUCUCCAAGGGAGCUCUGAAUCCAGCCGACAUCACUGUGUUAUAUAAGAUGUUCACAAGUAUGGAUCCACCUCCUGUGGAACUGAUCAGAGUCCCUGCCUUCCUCGAUCUUUUUAUGCAAUCUCUGUUCAAGCCAGGCUCUAAAAUCAAUCCUGAGCAUAAACACAAGUACAUCUACAUCUUGGCCUACGCAGCCAGCGUGGUGGAGUCAUGGAAAAAGAACAAAAGAUUUAACAUCAACAAAGACGAGCUGAAAUCAACAUCGAAGGCCAUUGAAACGGUUCACAACCUGUGCUGCAAUGAGAACAAAGGGGCUUCAGAGCUGGUUGCAGAACUGGGGACCCUCUAUCAAUGUAUUCGGUUCCCAGUGGUAGCAAUGGGAGUGCUGAAAUGGGUUGAUUGGACUGUGUCAGAGCCCAGCUAUUUUCAGUUGCAGACUGACCAUACGCCUGUUCAUCUGGCCCUACUGGAUGAGAUCAGUACCUGCCACCAACUCCUCCAUCCCCAAGUAUUGCAGCUCCUUGUAAAACUGUUUGAGACUGAACACUCCCAGCUUGAUGUCAUGGAGCAGCUGGAGUUGAAAAAGACCCUGCUGGACAGGAUGGUCCACCUGUUGAGUCGUGGCUAUGUCCUGCCUGUGGUCAGCUACAUCCGCAAGUGUCUGGAGAAACUGGACACAGACAUCUCACUCAUCAGAUACUUCGUCACAGAGGUACUAGAUGUCAUUGCUCCACCAUACACCUCAGACUUUGUACACCUGUUUCUUCCAAUCUUGGAGAACGACAGCAUCGUUGGCACAAUUAAAACAGAAGGGGAAUGUGAUGCAGUGGCAGAGUUCAUCGCACACUGCAAAUCCAACUUCAUCAUGAUGAACUAACACUCUGAAGAAGGCAGAGCAAUGGUGACAGGAACAGAGAGUAGCCUGAGCCCAAGCAACAAGAAGACAGGAGAGUGACAUUCUGAGCAGUAAGACUGAUGAGACAUGAUGGAAUAUCUGCAGAGUGUCUGUGGCACUCGUCCACACUGUAAAACUGACACAGGAGUUAUUGAAGGAGAGCUAUUAAGGGUCUGUAAGAGAAAUAAUUGGUAGAUUUUGUAUAUUUUUACAUAAUGGUUAAAGAGGAAAUGUAGAAACAGUGGUUUUCCUUUUUUCUUUAACUGGGUCUGAGAAUUAUAUGGCAUUUGUAAGUUGUAUGGUCAAAAUAAAGAUUCAUUUUCAUGAA
Carcharodon carcharias (great white shark) is the source of this 2198-nucleotide messenger RNA. It is a transcript of the gene nelfcd, whose product is annotated as negative elongation factor complex member C/D. Bases 29 to 1852 code for a protein of 607 amino acids. The record is from RefSeq and is a predicted model, not a curated record. Gene Ontology annotation, molecular function: RNA binding. Lineage: Eukaryota; Metazoa; Chordata; Chondrichthyes; Lamniformes; Lamnidae. Gene Ontology annotation, cellular component: nucleus; NELF complex. The transcript is spliced from 15 exons. Gene Ontology annotation, biological process: negative regulation of transcription elongation by RNA polymerase II.